Aegilops tauschii subsp. strangulata is the source of this 5865-nucleotide messenger RNA. RefSeq lists its product as uncharacterized. NCBI's taxonomy places the organism in Eukaryota, Viridiplantae, Streptophyta, Magnoliopsida, Poales, Poaceae. Gene Ontology annotation, molecular function: DNA helicase activity. The record is from RefSeq and is a predicted model, not a curated record. Gene Ontology annotation, biological process: telomere maintenance; DNA repair.
UCUCUCUCUCUCUCUCUCUCGUUUGCUCUCUCUCAACUUUGUUUCCUUUCUCUGUUAGCAUAUGUGCCAUUGAAGAAAAUAGUCACUUUGGCUGCGAUUUUGAUCGAUUUGAAGGCCGAUUCAGAAGAUGUUGUAGUUGAAGAAAAGAUGGAUCAAGGCAUUAGUUGAUUAUUUUGGGGAGCCAUUUGAAGUACUUGGAGUAGGAUCUGUCAGUGAGAAGUAAACUAAGAAGUUGAACAUCAAGCAGCAACAAGGAGGAGAUGACGUAGUUGAAGAUAUUGUGUGUCGAUAUUUGCUCUCCAUUUUUAGGUGGACUCUCCUGACACAACAUUGAUGAUAUGUUGAUGGUGACGGAUAUUAUCUCGAAAUAUUGUGACACGUAAUUUAUUUCUGGAACGACAUCCAUCUCCAGGUUGAGAUUUGUACUGUUGCCUUUCUGCUAGCAAGCUUUGCUUCGAUUAAGGUGCUUAACAAGUUAAAUUUGCAUAAGACAAGUCAUUUGGAUCGAUGGAUGCCACUGGACAAAGAAGAAAAAGAGAUAGAGAGCGGUAUGCAAGAAUGAAUGAUGAAGAAAAACAAGAAAAAUUAAAAAAACGUCGUGAAGCCUAUCAACGAAGCAAAACAAAUAAAGAUUCAAGGAAGAAGCCAGAUGUAAAGACAAAAAAAAGAUCACAAUAUGCAACUAUGCGGCCAGAACAGAAGAAAGCUAGAAUAGAACAAAUUAGAGCUAACCGUGAGUUGAACCGCUCCAAAUAUUCAAUUGCGAUGGAGAACCCUGCAUAUAUGGCAACCGAACAGGAAGUUAGUACUUCUACGUUUCCUGUAAAACACAGAAAGCAUGUGACGCCAGGAAAAAGGCAAACAUCGCUACACUAUCGUAAUGAAGAAUUCACGACAAGACAGAUGAAAAUGGUUUCUGUAACAUCACAAGAAGACGGAUCCAUGCCGGCAACCAGCAAAGAUGACAUAGGACCUCUAGAGGAGUCAGAAGUCGUGAUUUAUGACAACCCUUCUUCAAUGUUUCCAUGCACCACAGAAGUGGAUGCACCAACACAAACACUCUACAGUGAUGAUAAUAGUAAGGUGGCUUUGUGGCCAGACAUCCCCUCUUCAUUGUUUCCAACAAUCAGAGAAGUGGAUGCACGAAUACAAUCAUUCUACAAUGAGGAUCACGGUAAUGAUGAAGUCAUAUGUGAGCAAGAAGCAACCAUCAAAGAAGUAGAUGCACCAACACAAUCAAUCUACCAUCAAGAUCAUGGUAAUGAUGAAGUCAUAUUUGAAGAAGACACAGACGAGGAAGAAUACAUGUUCCCUGGUGAAGAAUGGGAUAGAGAAGUGGAAAUCAAAACUGGAGAAGACCAGGAAUUUUACAACCUUGAUCAGUAUGAUUCCGUCUAUAGCAACAUACCAAAGAUCACACACAUGCUCAAAAUGGUACCAAAUUGCAGCUUCUGUAAUGCAAAAAAAAUUAUGUAUGAAUCGAAGGGGUUAUGCUGCAAUAAAGGACAAAUAAGACUAGCCAAUCCAGAUACACCACCUGAACUCAUGAGACUUUGGACAAGCAACGACUCUAAUGCAAGACAUUUUCGAAACAACAUAAGAUUUUUCAAUGGACACUUCUCAUUUACUAGUCUAUACUGCCACCUUGAUAGAGACACAACUGACAUGCGAACAACUGGUAUUUACACCUUUCGAGCUCAUGGUCAGAUCUAUCACAAUAUACACUCAUUUGCUGAUAUUAGGUCAAAUCCAAAGCAUUUGGAGCUAUACUUCUACGAUGAUGAUCCAAACUUAGAGCAUCGAUACCGCCAUUGUCGCGAGGAAAUGUACGAGCAAGACAAGCAUGUGAUCAGAAUAAUAACGAACAUUCUACGCGAUAACCCAUACUCUCAUCAGUUUAGGAGUUUGGGACAAGUCCAAAACCUUCAGGACUAUAGAGUCAUCUUGAACCUUGACCAAAGAUUGGACCAGAGAACAUACGGUGCACCAGUCACUUCAGAGGUAGCUUCAGUGUCAGUUGAAGGAAAUGAAAAAAGAAAUACUUAUGACAAGAAUGUAAUACUACUACAUGGGAAUAACAGAGAAACCAAGCACAUUAGAUCAUAUUAUGGGUGCUAUGAUCCAUUGUCGUAUCCUCUAUUCUUUCCAAGAGCUGAACUGGGUUGGCAUAGGAAAAUCCCAAAGAAGGAUACACCCGAGGAAGAUGUUGGUGCUAAUAAUAUCAACAAUGACGACGUCACAUAUCCAGUCAAUGGCCUCUGGGUAACCAUGAGAGAAUACUACUGUUAUAAAUUCCAUACACGACCAAACAUAUUCAACCCAAUAUUGCACGGCGGACGGCUUUUCCAACAGUUUGUUGUAGAUACAUAUAUCAAGAUUGAAAAUUCCAGACUGGAUUACCUGUGGCAUCAUCAAAAGGAAAUAAGGGCGGAUCUAUACCAAGACCUUGUAGACAAUAUUCAAGCUGGAGAACAAAAGGGAAAUGCAGUUGGAAAACGGACAGUACUUGCCUCGUCAUUUAUUGGAGGGCCACGAGAUAAACUUCGCCGGUAUCAAGAUGCUAUGGCUUUAGUUAGAAAAUAUGGAAAGCCAGACAUAUUCCUCUCAAUGACCUAACCCCAAAUGGGAAGAGAUCACACGUGAACUACAAUCUGGACAAACACCACAAGAUCGCCUAGAUAUUGUCGUUCGUGUUUUCAGGGCGAAGUUGGAAGAAAUGAAAAAGCAACUAUUUGAGAAGACCAUUCUUGGAAAGGUUAAGGCAUAUACAUAUGUCGUAGAGUUCCAAAAGUGGGGAUUACCCCAUGCUCACUUUUUGCUCACCAUGACCGGAAAAUACAAGUACACAGGUCCGGAACAAUAUGACAGAAUCAUCUCUGCCGAGCUCCCUAACAAGCACAAGUACCCAGAGCUAUACAAGAUGGUAAUCAAACAUAUGAUACAUGGUCCUUGUGGUGCAUUGAAUAAAAAAUUUCCAUGCACAAAAAAUCGUCCGUCAUGCAAGAAUAAUUAUCCAAGGCCAUUUAGUGAAACUACAAUUCAAGGCAAGGACUGCUACCCGCUCUAUAGGAGACGCAAUAACGGCAGUACCGAAAUUGUCCGAAAUUGGAAACUCGACAAUAGGUGGGUGGUUCCUUACAAUCCCUAUCUAUUAAGGAUGCUCAACUGCCACAUAAAUGUUGAGAUAUGUUCAAGCAUUAAAGCCGUUAAGUACCUGUUCAAGUUCAUGUACAAGGGUCAUGAUCGAGCAUUUGUAACUGACAAAGUAGACGAAGUGGAAAUUGACGAGAUUCGACAAUACAGAGACACACGGUGGGUGACACCUACAGAAGCAUUGUGGAGAAUAUAUGGCUUCGAACUAAGCAAAAUACACCCAUCAGUCUUGCAGUUGCACCUACAUCUCCCAAAUAUGCACAUGGUUUCAUAUCAUGUCAAGGAAAAAAUAAAAAAUAUUAUCGACCGUGAUGGCACCAAAAAAUCAAUGUUGACAACAUACUUUGAAGCAAACAACUUACAUGUGAAAGCACGAGGCAUACUAUACAGGGACUUUCCGGAAUAUUAUACUCGGCAAAGACGAGGGAAGUUUUGGCAAGAGAGGAAACGAGCCGCUCUGUCCCAGGUUGGCAGGAUCAUCUCAGCACACCCGGCUGAAGGAGAACGAUACUAUCUUCGGGUUCUCCUAAACCAUGUGACAGGCGCCACCAGCUAUGAAGGCCUACGGACAAUUGAUGGACAAGUAAUGCCAACCUUCCGUGAAGCUGCAGAAAAAAGGGGGCUCAUUGAGGCAGACAACACACUAGAUGACGCCAUGACAGAAGCAGAGUUGUUCCAAGUGUCCUCAUCGCUACGAAGGCUAUUCACGACAAUCCUGGUGUUUUGCAUGCCCAAUGACGUCCAUAGCCUUUGGAACAAUCACCUCAAGGCAAUGUCAGAAGACUACAAUAUAAAUUGCAAAUGCAAGCACACGGUUGAACAGAUGGUGCUGAAAAAUAUCAGUGACAUCUUGCACUCAAUGGGAAAAGACAUAGAAUCGUUUCCUCUUCCAAAGAUUGACAAACAAAAUGGCACAACAAAUGAUGUACCUAAGGAGAUCAUAGAGGAGACCUCAAUCGAGGUAGACCCUGAGGACGCAUCUUUGCAUAAGAACCUAAACAACGAGCAGAGGAAAGCCUACGAUAAAAUCCUAGCCACAGUUGACUGCCAAAGAGGAGGCUUAUUCUUUGUCGAUGGACCGGGAGGCACGGGAAACACUUUUCUAUACAGGGCUCUUUUGGCCACAAUACGCGGACAAGGCAAGAUUGCUGUGGCAACGGCCACUUCAGGUGUUGCUGCUUCCAUAAUGCCUGGAGGGAGGACCGCACACCCGAGGUUCAAAAUUCCAUUAAGAAUAGACGAUGGAGAUAUUUGUGGGUUCACAAAACAAAGUGGGACAGCCAAGCUACUCCAAGCAGCAUCAUUAAUAAUCUGGGACGAAGCAUCUAUGACUAAGAGGCAGACAGUGGAGGCACUAGACAAAAGCAUGCGAGACAUAAUGGACAAACCAGAUCUUCCAUUCGGUGGAAAAACGGUCGUGUUUGGUGGUGAUUUUAGGCAAGUGCUCCCUAUUGUCCGAAAGGGAACAAGAGCCCAGAUAGUAGAUGCAUCACUACGCAGGUCCGAGCUCUGGAAUUGCAUGCAUCAAUUGAAGCUUGUGCGCAACAUGAGGGCCCCAAACGACCCAUGGUUCACAGAAUACCUACUACGCGUUGGGAAUGGAACCGAGGAGACAAAUGAUGAUGGUGAAAUACUUCUACCUACAAGUAUAUGUGUGCCAAAUAAGGCGGAUGAUAAUGGCCUUGAUAGACUGAUUGACAGUAUCUACCAACCUGCUUCCCUAAAAGAUCCAAAAUACAUCACGUCAAGGGCAAUUUUAUCCACAAGAAACGACUGCGUAGACAAAAUCAACCUAAAAAUGAUUGAUCGCUUCCAAGGGGAGGAGAUGGUGUACCAUAGCUUCGAUUCUGUAGAAGACGACCCACAUAACUACUAUCCACCAAAAUUCCUAAACACACUCACCCCAAAUGGAUUGCCUCCACAUAUGCUAAAGCUCAAAAUAAAUUGCCCAAUCAUACUACUCAGGAAUAUUGACCCCGCUAAUGGACUAUGCAAUGGCACAAGGUUGCUCGUACGUGGGUUUCAGAAAAAUGCAAUCGAUGCAGAGAUUGUGGUAGGGCAGCACUCAGGAAUGCGAGUUUUCUUGCCUCGGAUACCAUUAUGCCCCUCUGACGACGACAUGUUCCCAUUUAGUUUCAAGAGGAAACAAUUUUCAAUCAGGCUCAGUUUUGCAAUGACAAUAAACAAAUCACAAGGUCAGACAAUAGCAAAUGUCGGCAUCUACUUGCCUGAACCGGUAUUCUCACAUGGUCAACUAUAUGUUGCACUUUCUAGAGCGACCACGACAGCAAACAUAAAGGUACUAACAGGUACACAUGAUGAGAACAAGGAGAAGAAUAAGAAGAUCAGUACAAGUGACACAUACACAAAGGAGGAGAAGAAAAAAAAGAAUAAGAAUAAGAAUAUCAGUGCAAGCAAGACAUACACAAAGAAUAUUGUCUACACAGAAGUCCUCACCAAAUAGAACCAUUGCAGCCAACUGUGAACUUCGCAGUUAGAAUUCAGAACUACUUAUCAUCGUGAAGGAGCAUGUCUUGAUGUCCUGAACCACUAUCCCAUUCAUGGAUAUUUCUGUAUUAUGUGUCCACGAAUUCAUUCGUGGUUAUUUAAAACUUUGAUCAGUCUGACGGUCCCCAUUAUGUUUGUACUAGCUAUAACAAUAAUCUGUGUGUAUAUGCAAAUUUAGCAGCAAAAUGUGUUGUUAAGGGGAAA